AUGCAGGCCGUGGCCGCCGCAGGGUACCGCGCCAUCGCGCCGGACUGCCGCGGGUACGGCCUGUCGGACCAGCCGCCGGAGCACGAGGAGCCCUUCUGGGAGGACCUCGUCGCCGACGUGCUCGCCAUCCUCGAUGCCCUCUCCAUCCCCAAGGUGUUCCUGGUGGGCAAGGACUUCGGUGCCAUGCCGGCGUACGACUUCGCGCUGCGGCACCCGGGACGCACCCGGGGCGUGGCGUGCCUGGGCAUCGCCUUUAGCCCUAACUGUUCGAACCUCAAGGGUCUGCCGGAACCCGAAAUCCGACAGCGGUGGCGCCAGCCGGGGCAGGCGGAGGCGGACUUCGGGCGGUACAACAUCCGGUGCGUGGUGCGCACCAUCUACGUGCUCUUCUCCGGCCGCGAGAUCCCGGCCGCCGAGCAAGGCCAGGAGGCCAUGGACCUAGCCGACGGCUCCGCGCCCCUGCCGGAGUGGUUCACCGAGGAGGACCUCGACGUGUACGCCGCGCUCUACGAGAACUCCGGCUUCGGGUACCCGAUCAAAAUGCCGUACGGGUCGCUGGACAAGAUGGCCACCCAGCUGGAGGCCAGGUUCGAGGUGCCGGUGCUGAUGGUGAUGGGGGAGGACUACGUCAUGAAGCUGCCAGGGUUCGAGGCCGCCGUGAGGGGCGGCAUGAUGGCCGGCUUCGCGCCUGACCUCAAGGUCGCCUUCGUCCCGGAGGGCAGGCAUUUCGUGCAGGAGCAGUUCCCGACGCAGGUUAACGAGCUCCUCCUUGGUUUCUUGAAGGAUCACCCGUGA
Messenger RNA from Triticum aestivum (bread wheat), 795 nucleotides. RefSeq names its product bifunctional epoxide hydrolase 2-like. The transcript has 4 exons. The coding region runs from base 1 to 795 and encodes 264 amino acids. NCBI's taxonomy places the organism in Eukaryota, Viridiplantae, Streptophyta, Magnoliopsida, Poales, Poaceae. Gene Ontology annotation, molecular function: catalytic activity. The record is from RefSeq and is a predicted model, not a curated record.